This is a messenger RNA of Procambarus clarkii (red swamp crayfish), 2309 nucleotides long. RefSeq lists its product as uncharacterized. Gene Ontology annotation, cellular component: nucleus. Gene Ontology annotation, molecular function: mRNA binding. Gene Ontology annotation, biological process: mRNA export from nucleus. Lineage: Eukaryota; Metazoa; Arthropoda; Malacostraca; Decapoda; Cambaridae. The record is from RefSeq and is a predicted model, not a curated record.
UUGUCUUGAUUUAUUUUUUAUAAUUUGGCGAGACGCCGGUGAGGUAGCCUCGCUUGACUGCUAUUAUCGCUGCCACAAACAAACAUGGCCGACGCAAGCUUAGAUGACAUUAUCAAGCAGAGGAAUAUUCGUCCUGGAACUACACAAGGAAAUAGAAAUGAUGUGAAUGGCGCCAUAGGAAGAGGUCGGCCACUUGCUAAAGGUCGCCUGUAUCAGUCAGUUUGUUCAGAUCUGGGAAUUGAGCCUCAGGCAGAAUUUCUUCAGGUGGUCGGUGACGCAAGGAACAGAAUUAUUGAGAAGAAACGAAUGCGGUUUCCCGAUGCUCGAGACCGCCUUGCAGAAAUUGCCAAACAGGGAGAUGCCAGGGACAAGAUUAACAAUAUUAGGAAAAAGACAGGCACCGUGUCCAACAGAAUAAAAAAAGUCCCAACUGCAUGGAAGAAUACUGGUACCGUUGUGGAAAAAAUCAUACGAAAUGAAAACCGCCCAUCAGAUUUAGGAGGUAAAACACGUAUGCAAGGAGCUUUCUUGUUGCGCACCGUGGCUGGCAGGGAUGGAAUUAGUGGGAAAAAUACAACAGCCCGUACAAGACCUGGUGCCCUGAUACGAAGUAUGCCUAACAAUGGCAGAACGCAGUCUUUCUCGAGAGCUGGUGACAGUAGUCGUUAUCAUCCAUUGCCAAAUAAUCCACAUGUUGUCACAAUCAAGAAUGAUAAAGCUGAUUUAUUCAGCUCUUAUAAUCCAGAAUUAAGCAGUUACAGGCAGCAGGAGAUGAGACCUCCACGGAUUAAGUUGACUGCUCGCAGCCCUCCCUAUAGGGCAUUGCGACUCGAAUCUGCACUGUCACAAAGUUAUGGAUUGAGUCUAGGUGGAAUGCGGUCAGACAUUAUGUCAACUGCGCGGUCUCAAAUGUAUCGUCCAAGAAGGUCACCAGAAUUAGAGGAGAUACGACCAACUCGGCUGAAAAUCACCACGGCUAAUAAUUACAGAGAACCCAGUCCUCAGUAUAGUAGUGAAUGGAGUCCACAAGCCAGAUUACCAGCAAGGCUGCCAUCUAGAACACUUGGAGGAAGGCUUCCUGCUGAAAUUCCUGAAAGAUUAGCAAUGAGAGUUCCAGCCAAAAAGAGACCCUUGUAUGAUGAUGAUGAGGUGGAGCCCCUUAGCCGCCCCAAGAAGACGCCACCUAUCUCAUCAGGUCUAAUGGCUCGUUUAGACCAACCACAGCGACCUGCUGCACCACAAGGAGGGAAGGUUCUCGUGACCAAUUUACAUCACUGUGUAAGUGUAGAAGAUAUGGAAGAAUUAUUUGGAACCAUUGGACCAAUUCUGUCAACUCGGAUGGUUCGGGAAGGUGUUGCAGAGGCCGUCUUCAUGCAUGUUGAGGAUGCUUAUAGGUCAGUUGAAGUGUUCAACAAUCGACAGCUUGAUGGGCAGCCAAUGUGUGUGACUGUAGUAAGCAAGAAGACCACGUCUGCUGCUGCUCCACCUCCUGCACCUCCUAGAUCACAAACCAAAUCUGUUUUGAAAGCUGCUAGUGGAAGCAGUACUAUGAGCGGAGGCGUGCCAGGUUUAAGAGGGUUUAAAGCAAAUCAUCAGGUAGCACCAGACAUCCCUACAAUCCACCAAGCACUCUUCAACAGGUCGCAGGGUCAUGUAUCCAACCAUGUGUUUCUUGUCAAGCUUCCUAAGCAGCCUGCAAGAAAGGAUGUUACCUGAAUGUUUGGCAAUUGACAUAGGAUUGUAAUCAUUGGGCAUAAAUGCACUUUGUGGACUACAACAACAUACCCUGCUUAAGUUGAGAGGAAAAAUGUCAGAUGAAGGGUUUUUACAAGAGUUCUUUGUGAUGAUCCGAAAGAAUAUAUUAUAUUAUAAUUAUUGUAUACCUUACUGAUUAAGAAUUAAUUUUCUGUACAUUUUCUUUAAUUUAGGGCAGUAAUCAGUAGAGUGUGCUUAAAGGUUAGCCAAGUGCCCUGUACUGAAUACAGCAUAUCUAGAUUGAUUUAGAAUAUUGUACAAAGUCAUUUCUGUGUAAGCUGUUUUUUCUUCUUUUUUAAUAAUUGUGUAAUUUAAGCUAAUUUUGACAGGGCCUUGUUUUAUCAAAAAAUAUUGGUAAGAAAUUCCUCUAAUGUUUAAUGUAUGACUUUCUUUACAUUUGUAAUGUAUGCAAAAAUAAAUAAAAUAUUACCUACCAAAAGAAUGAAACUAAUUUGCUCCUGAUAACAUAGUUAUGAUUGGUACUGUAUUAGAAAAGUAAAGAACUUUGUUUUUAUAUUUUUAGCAAACUAAUAAAAAAAACUUCUAUUCUUAAA